UCAUAUUAAAAAAAACUUGAUUUAAUAUGUAGCAUUCUGCGAACCAACAAUCUAUUACUCAUCAAAAUCAAGAUAUAUUUUUUUAAAAUAUCCCAAAACUUUAAUAUACAUAGUUUGUGUAAAAAACUACCUUAGUUUACAAAGAAAUGAAGUUUAAAAGUAACUAAUCUAGAUAAAUAAGUUUUGAAAGGACACUAAUUUGGGAAAAAACAGUCGCCGGAGUUUGGAACCAGCAUCUUACAUUGAUAAAAAUAUUUAUCAGUUACCUAAUUCAAAUCAUCAUUAAUGUGUUGUUAGUUUUAACAACUUGCUAACCAAAAAAAGAAAAGGAAAAAAAAGAAGAAAAUAAAGCUCACUAGCUAGCCAUGCUGAUCAUCAAACUGUCCUACCAAGCAAUAGGCAAUAGCGUACGAACUCAGCGCUCAGUCGUCAACAAUGCCAGGCCCCGGACCGCACUUGAUGUACACCAUGGCUUCGGGUCUGGCCCUUACCACGUUGACCAGCGGCCGGUUCAGCCCUCACCACACCCUCUUUUACACCAUCAACGCCUUUUUUGGCCCAGACAUCGGCUCCUUCUCCGAGUGGCUAGGCUCCAUCCUGGGUUCUUCCUUGCAGCUUUUAGGCUCUUCACUAGCUGACUAUAUCCACGACCCCUUUUACUAUAUCUUGAUUUUGGGUCUUCCUUUGUGUGUUUUGUACACCUGGGUCUCUAAAAUUUUGCUUCAAAGGAAGCUGCUUGAUUCAGUUUCUGGGCUGCCCCUUUCAAAGAGGCAAUGCUUCUUGUUGGUGUCCGCAGGAAGUUUAUCACACUUUUUCCUAGAUCACUUGUUUGAGGAAAAUGGACAUUCAUCAGUGUAUACUUGGAUAUUGAGCACUGGUUGGUGGAAGAAUCGAGCACCUGUCAAUCCGGACGCUGUUUUUGUUGUUGGAUUCUUGUGCACGUGCUUAAUUGGUGGCUUUAUUUAUCUUAACAGGGUGAAGCCUUCAAAGUCAACUAGAAUACAAUCGUACAAGUCAUUGAAACUUGUCUUGAUCAUUGCGAGCCUCUAUUGUGUAUGGUGCGGAAGCCAGAUAUACAUGGUGAAUCCUCGUCGGCCAGCAGUCGGUGAAGAGGCUGAUCUCGGAGUUCUUGUAUUUUUAGCCACCUAUUUUUUCCUCCCUCAUUGGUUUUGUAUUAUGUCCAUGAACCCAAAAGACCAUGGCUCGGAUCAGCUUCCAGUUUGAUAGAAUUACCACUACUAAGAUGGUAGAAAAUCCAGUUCAUAUACUUAUAUUUAGUUGCAAUGAUCGAUGCUGAGCAUAAAGGAUUUUAGUUUAACCA
Messenger RNA from Populus nigra (black poplar), 1321 nucleotides. RefSeq lists its product as uncharacterized. The transcript is spliced from 4 exons. NCBI's taxonomy places the organism in Eukaryota, Viridiplantae, Streptophyta, Magnoliopsida, Malpighiales, Salicaceae. The record is from RefSeq and is a predicted model, not a curated record. The coding region runs from base 436 to 1224 and encodes 262 amino acids.